Messenger RNA from Chanos chanos (milkfish), 2858 nucleotides. RefSeq names its product transcription factor binding to IGHM enhancer 3a (gene tfe3a). The coding region runs from base 632 to 2359 and encodes 575 amino acids. The record is from RefSeq and is a predicted model, not a curated record. Lineage: Eukaryota; Metazoa; Chordata; Actinopteri; Gonorynchiformes; Chanidae. Gene Ontology annotation, cellular component: nucleus. The transcript has 10 exons. Gene Ontology annotation, molecular function: DNA-binding transcription factor activity, RNA polymerase II-specific; RNA polymerase II cis-regulatory region sequence-specific DNA binding; protein dimerization activity. Gene Ontology annotation, biological process: regulation of transcription by RNA polymerase II.
GAUGAGCGUCUAGGGCAGUCAAUAUAGAACCAACGUCUCAAUCUCCAGUGGGUCCGCGAGCGAGCCAGAAUCUCUAGACAUUAAUUCUCUAUUAAAUAUUGAGGCUAGAGUGGAAGUCAUUUAGCUAGAUAGUUUGCCUUAGUAAUCGUCGAACCGUUUGCUGAUGAGAGUGUAGCAUAUAGCCUUAAGCUUUUUACCGUUACGUCAGCUAGCUUAUGUUGCAUUUCGUUGCUAAUUUAAAUACUCUAGGCGGAGAAACAGGACAGUUUUUUAUUCGCAUGCUACAUUAGCUUUACUGAGUUUUGACAGGAUCUUCAUUCUUUUGGAUUUAUACUACCUGACAACAUAGACAUACCAACAUAGACUUAGCUGGACGAUUAGCGAAAUUAUAACUAUCUGUUAAUAGCUAACUUUGAUUACGCUGAUUGUGAAAUAAAUUGACGCUAGGUAGUUAGCUAACCCAAAUAGUUACAGUUUAGGCUAGCCAGUUGCUGGUUGUUUACCGGUUCCAUCUGAAUUUUCAGCAGGCUGACAACUUCAGUUUUGUAUCUUGAGCAUAUUCUUGUAUUAAUAUUUCAUUCAGUUCAAAACUUGAAUCGGACUUAUUACUCCAUCCUAUCUCUUUGGAGAAAUGUCUACCGUCUCUGUCUCCCAAAACGACAAGGACGACGAAAAGGGAAAGUCGGAUUUAACGUUACCGGAGAAGAACACCGGCGAGGCGGCGUUACCUGGACAACGAGCGCCUCACGAGCAGCCACAGACAGUCUUUGUCAUUCUUGAUUCAACAGCUGAAUCUGUCAAUCUCAUAAGUGUGGAGCCAUUGCUGCCAGAGUCAGGCAUAGUUGCUGACAUUGAAGUUGACGGCAUCCUAGCGUCUGACUCUGACACUUUCUAUCAGCUCAAGAGUCAACCCAUCUCUGUAAGUGCUUCUCUGACCCCCGCUGAUCCCGCGCCCUCUGUCGGCUCAGUCAUGACGUCACGCGUGCUGAUGAGGCAGGAGCUGAUGAGGCAGCAGGCCCAGGACCAGGAGAGGAGGGAGGCCCAGCAGCAGGCCUCCAGCGCGCAGCUCCGCUCCGCUGACUCCUCCCCUGCCAUCUCCGUCGCCUCCAGCCUGCCCUCAGCCAGACCUGCCCCGGCGCAGGUGCCGGUGGAGGUGCUGAAGGUACAGACCCACCUGGAGAAUCCAACCAAAUAUCACAUCCAACAAGCCCAGAGACAACAAGUCAAACAGUAUCUCUCUCACACACUGGGAAGCAAGGUGGCCAAUCAGACGCUUGCAGUGUCCUCUUCACCUCAGUCUGGCUCCGCCCCCGAACUGGCACAUGUCAGCAGCACACCUAGCAGCCCAUUGGCUGUGCUCAGUCUUGGCUCCAACAAAGAGGAGAUUGAAGAUGUCAUCGAUGACAUCAUCAGCUUGGAGUCCAGCUUGAAUGACGAGUCCAUGACGUUGCUCGAUUACGGGCUGCAGAUGCCCAACACGCUGCCUGUCUCAGGAAAUCUCCUGGAUGUAUACAGCAGCCCUGGGAUGGCAGCUCCUACUAUCACUGUCAGCAAUUCCUGCCCUGCCAACCUGCACAAUGUCAAGAGGGAGCUGAGUGAUGCAGAGGCAAAAGCUCUCAUGAAAGAACGGCAGAAGAAGGACAACCAUAACCUCAUCGAAAGAAGAAGAAGGUUUAACAUCAAUGACCGUAUCAAGGAACUGGGAGCACUCGUUCCAAAAUCAAACGACCCGGAGAUGCGCUGGAACAAGGGCACCAUCCUCAAGGCCUCCGUCGACUACAUCCGCAAACUGCAGAAAGAGCAGCAGAGAGCCAAGGAGAUGGAGACUCGACAGAAGAAGCUGGAACACGCUAAUCGCAGCUUGCUCCUGCGGAUUCAGGAGCUGGAAAUGCAGGCCCGUCUCCACGGCAUCCAGUCUUCCCGAAACGCCGAGAUGCCCUUGACCCAACAGCAGCAGCAUCAGCAUCAGCAGCAGCAGCAGCAGCACCAACAGAUGACUCUGGAUCCCGGCGCGGACGACGGCCUCUCCAAAACCCUGCUCACCCUGGGCGGGGCUGACCUCAACCACAGCGCCGCCUCCACUUUCCUGUCGCCGCCCGCCUCCACCUCCCCGGUGGCGGUGGCCAUGAGCAGCCCGCUGGACCUGGGCUCCCUCAGCUUCGGCGAGCUGGACGACCCCUCCUCCUCCGUCUUCAACCCGGGCCUGAUGGGGGACAUGGGCCUCGGGGACAUUUUAAUGGACGAGGACGGGGCCCUGUCGCCCGUGGGCGGAGCCGACCCCCUGCUCUCCUCCGUUUCCCCGGGAGCCUCCAAAACCAGUAGUCGCAGGAGCAGCUUUAGCAUGGAGGAGGACUUGUGACGGCGUUCCCGCGGCAGAAGGCCUCCGCGUAUCCCGUGAGACUCUACGCUGAGGUAGAGCCAGCGCAAAGCUCAUCACAUCCACUCUUGAACACAGGCCUUGUUUCACAGGCCAGAGGAGAGCAGGAACUGCACAGUUAUUCCUUCAGCCAUUUGACGAGCCCUUUUAUACACAAUCCACAAAAAAAACUCAAAAUAUCGCAAGACUGAUUUAACACGUCUCUAGUGAAAACAGUGCUUACCUUUGAUAGAGAGAUCGUUUAGAAGGACCAACGGAACGUAGUGUAAUUUUGAGUUACUGCAGGUAGAUUGAAACCACCGUAGCAGUGGACAGCUGUAUUUUCUUUUUAAAAAGUGUAAUUACGGUAGAAAGCACUCUUAAUUAUUGUAUAUGCAGAAUGGCUUUAGACAUGCUGAUGUCUCAUCUUUGUUUAAGCAAAACAAAGACAAUCCAGAGAAGACUACAUGUUCUUAUAGCUAGACAUAGAGUUUGUUUUUUG